Molecule: messenger RNA, 879 nt
Organism: Monoraphidium neglectum
Lineage: Eukaryota; Viridiplantae; Chlorophyta; Chlorophyceae; Sphaeropleales; Selenastraceae
Exons: 7
Coding region: 1-879 (292 amino acids)
Cellular component (GO): cytoplasm; membrane
Source: RefSeq, a predicted model, not a curated record
AUGUUCAGCCUGCGAUUCAGCGGCGCUUUCAACUGGGGCUUGCCUAAGCGCCCAAGCCAGCAGCGCAAGCAGCCGCGCCGCGUCCGCGCCACUGGGUCGGACAGCGCCCCAGCCAGCACGCUCUCGUCGCGUGUCGGGGGCUUCGGCGGUCUUGCGCAAGCCGGCCUGGUGGCGGGCGCCGUGGCCGGCGCGGGCAGCUUGGGGGCGCAGUUCGUCGCCGCCAAGCAGGCGGAGGGCCGUGGCGCUGCCGCCCCUGAGUACGACUUUGUGCGCGUGCUGCGCAUCGCGGGGUUUGGCGCGCUGCUGUACGGCCCCUACCAGCACGCCCUCUUCAGCGUUCUUGAGUGGGGCCUGCCGGCCCAGUCCAUCGCCAACGUCCUUGCAAAGGUCGCCGUAAGCCAGGUGGCGCUGGCGCCGGCGGUGCUGGCGUUCCUGUACGUGUGGAGCCUGGGGGGCAGCGAGGCCAAGGGGGACGCGACGGCGCUCAGCCAGAGCGUGAAGAACGACCUCGGGCCCAGCACCGUGGACGGCUGGAAGGUGUGGGUUCCGGCCUUCGGCCUGACCUUCCUCGCAGUGCCCCCCGCAAGCCAGGUGCUGUUCACGACCCUGGCCAGUGUCGGCUUCUCUGGAUACGAGUCCCACCAGUCCACGGGCGACGCCGCCGCCCGCGCCCCCACGCUCUCCGCCCUCGCCGCCGCCGCCGCCGCCAAGAAGGCCGCCGCCGCGGCCGAGGCGGCGGCGUCCUCGGCGGCGGCGGUGGCGGUGCCCAAGGAGGCGCCAAAGGCAAACAAGAAUAUCCUCGGGCUCAGCGACAACCAGGUCACAGUUCUCAUCACUGUGGCAUGGAUUGGGGCGUGCGUGGCGCUCAAGAAGGACUGA